Cyclopterus lumpus (lumpfish) is the source of this 3391-nucleotide messenger RNA. It is a transcript of the gene mapkapk2a, whose product is annotated as MAPK activated protein kinase 2a. Gene Ontology annotation, biological process: cellular response to vascular endothelial growth factor stimulus; intracellular signal transduction; toll-like receptor signaling pathway. Gene Ontology annotation, cellular component: cytoplasm; nucleus. The coding region runs from base 553 to 1704 and encodes 383 amino acids. Gene Ontology annotation, molecular function: mitogen-activated protein kinase binding; ATP binding; calcium/calmodulin-dependent protein kinase activity. Lineage: Eukaryota; Metazoa; Chordata; Actinopteri; Perciformes; Cyclopteridae. The transcript has 10 exons. The record is from RefSeq and is a predicted model, not a curated record.
AGAAGAAGAAAAAAACGUCCAUGACGUCAGCAGUAAAACCUGCUCCGGCUGGGUGUCUGUCCGUCUGAAAGUGAAGUGUGUUUGGCGUGUUACUGGUGUCGAAGUUUCCCCGCUGUUGUCUGUCUUUCGUUGAGUGUUAGUCUUGUUUUAACUUCUCUCGCGAGCUUUUACGUUACGUAAUUUUGAAACCCAGGCUUUUAGACGAUUUAUGGGACGUUUUGGAAAAGUUCCCGAAGUGCUGUUUGAGGAACCGGUGGACGGCGGAAACCACCGGAGAUGGAUAAGCUAACCGAUAGCUGAGUUGUUAGCCGAGAAUCAUAGGUCAAGAAUAGGAUCAAGCUAGCAUGCUAACAGCUAGUUAACUUAGCAUUUAAUCGGCUAACCAAGUUACUUUUUGUCGACCUGUAACGUCCCAACUUCUGCCAGUUUUUUUCGUGCUGGCUGACAACGUUACACCAUUUAGUCAGAGGCCAGCUAACCCAGGAAGAAGGAACAAGACACGAGUGUUGUUGAGAGGUGGCGCCGUUUCGUCUCUCAGUCCAAACCAGGAGCAUGCUGUCCAACUCCCAGAACCAGCCACUGUUCCCCAACCCGUCGGGGCAGCAGAACCCAACGGGCCAGUUUCUCCCCUUAUACGCGAGACCCUCCUUACAGAUCAAGAAGAACGCCAUAACCGAUGACUACAAGGUAACCAGCCAGGUGCUGGGGCUGGGCAUUAAUGGCAAGGUGCUUGAGAUCUUCCAGAAGAAGACUGGAGACAAGUACGCGCUGAAGAUGCUGCAGGAUUGUGCCAAGGCCCGUAGGGAAGUGGAGCUGCACUGGAGGGCUUCUCCCUGUGCCAACAUUGUGCGCAUCAUUGAUGUCUAUGAAAACCUCUAUCAGGGCAGGAAGUGUCUGCUUAUUGUCAUGGAGUGCAUGGAUGGUGGUGAGCUUUUUAGUCGAAUCCAGGACAGAGGUGAUCAGGCCUUCACAGAGAGAGAGGCAUCUGACAUCAUGAAAAGCAUAGGAGAGGCCAUUCAGUUCCUGCAUGCAAUCAACAUUGCACACAGAGACGUCAAGCCAGAAAAUUUACUGUAUUCCUCGAAGAAGCCCAACGCCCUGCUCAAACUCACAGAUUUUGGCUUUGCCAAGGAGACCACUUCACACAACUCUUUAGCUACUCCAUGCUACACACCCUACUAUGUUGCUCCAGAAGUUCUUGGCCCAGAGAAAUAUGACAAGUCAUGUGACAUGUGGUCAUUGGGUGUCAUUAUGUAUAUCCUGUUGUGUGGAUACCCUCCUUUUUAUUCUAACCAUGGUCUAGCCAUUUCUCCUGGGAUGAAGAAGAGGAUCAGGAUGGGCCAAUAUGAGUUUCCAAACCCUGAAUGGUCUGAUGUAUCAGAGGAAGCAAAACAACUGAUUCGGACCCUCCUUAAGACUGAGCCAACGCAAAGGAUGACCAUAACCGAGUUCAUGAAUCAUCCGUGGAUUAAUCAAUCGAUGGAGGUUCCCCAGACCCCACUUCACACUAGCCGGGUACUAAAGGAGGAGAAGGACGCAUGGGAGGAUGUUAAGGAGGAAAUGACCAGUGCCUUGGCAACAAUGAGGGUCGACUACGAGCAAAUCAAGAUCAAGACCAUUGAGGACUCGACCAAUCCCCUGCUAACGAAAAGGAGGAAGAAAGCCAGCCACCCCAUGCCAGACCCACAGUCUGCUGCCCACUGAGAGUUGCUCACAUGCAUGCACAUACAGACACAGGUUGUAAAAAGGAAGCAAUAAUUUGUCGACACGUGAGUCGCGUUGCAUGUGUUUUCUCAGUGUUUUAUUUUUCAUGGCAAAUUCUAAUGUUUUGUAGGAGUCUUUGUUUUUAUUACUCUACCAUUUUAACAAACCCACCACUCUGCUCUGGCAGAGAGGAUGUUUAUCUGUGUUUUUACACCAGUGAAGAGAUUAUGAAUAGAGGAGGAGAGGAGUUGGAAUCGGUGAGAUCUCGCUCCCCUCCUUUCCCUAAUAUCAGGUUGUGUACUCGGAGGGGCUUGAAUGUUGGAAUAGGACAUAAAGCUUUAGCAUUAGCAGUAGUUCUAUCUUCAUCCCACAGCCCCUUUCUAGCUCCAGCCCCAAACCUGUGAAUGUUAAAACAAAUGGCUAAAUCCCAAAAAUAAAAGCAAGGGAAGUUUUCUUUUACUUACAUGCAAAGUAAGCAGAUGUAUUUUGAACUGACAAGUGGAAUGUAAGGACUCUGUCCCUGACUGUUGGAUUUAGCUGGUAAAGUGGGAGUCUGUCAGGUUCAGUGUGUCUUAUUGAAUGUCGAACGAAAUGCCUAUGCACUCACAAGGACCAUGUGCCAUUCUGACAGAGCACCUCUCUUGUGGCCCCUCUCUCCUACCUUAAUCUACCCUUGUUUUUCAGGUACAUAGUUUAUAGGGCAGAGAAGGACACCACACGUUCAAGAGCAGAAACUGGCUUGACCUUUCUCCCGCAUGUAACUCAUAGGAGAGUAGGAGCCAACCGAUACUGUAUUUUUUCAUGGAUUUUAUGAACAUAUUAGCAUAGGCCUUACUGAGUGUUGCUAAAGCAGCAAAUUACUUUUAACCCCUACCUACCAUUUGGUUCAGGCUUUUACCAAUGUUAUGCUUUCCAAUUUGUAACAUUGCCAGAUUAUAUUUCCGGUUAAUGCUAUGCAGAUGUGUUUGUCAGCUUGAAGUACUGCUAGGACCUUUUCCUUAGCAUUGAUUUUUGUUUGCAAAUGUGUUGGGAGAGAUGUCGUGCAACAAUAUACGUUGAUUUGUGUUUAUGUAAAAAGUAGCAUACACUCUGCUAUGGAAUACAUGGUUCAGACGGAUUGGGCAAGCUCUGAAGGUCUCUCUGAAAAGAUAAUUUUGUUACUAUUGGUUGCACCAGCUCAACUGUGAGGAGGCUCAGUGUGACUUUGGUGACAUGCCAGUGUUCGCCAACAUUUCUCCUCCACACUUCCAGGAGGAUUAAUAGAAGUAGAAAGUACUUGAGAGCUGCUCCUCGUCCCAAAGCAGAAACUCUGACAACACCACCAGCAAGCUGUCGUCGCACUCAAACAGGGUGUGAUGGUCGGUUUCUCUUUAAUGUUUUAAUGUUUUUUUUAACGCAAUAGUACGCUUCCAGCUCACAUGGGAUCAUGGGAAAUGAUUGUGUUAAUUUUGUCAGUUUGGUACACUUCACUUUGUAAAAUCACACCCACAUUACUUGUCACAUGGCACCUACAAAUCUCUCACUGUAAAAAUGUUCAUUGAAUGUUUGACGAUGUUCCUCUCUUUUUUUGUCCAACACCUUUUUUUGUAGUGGAAGCACAGAAUUGUCUGUCAUUCAGUCUGUUAAACUCCACCUGCCGUACUUUUGUCUGCUUCAGUUUUGGAUUAAAAAAACACACAAACACAAA